This is a messenger RNA of Salvelinus fontinalis (brook trout), 2106 nucleotides long. RefSeq names its product presenilin 1 (gene psen1). Gene Ontology annotation, biological process: protein processing; smooth endoplasmic reticulum calcium ion homeostasis; amyloid precursor protein catabolic process. NCBI's taxonomy places the organism in Eukaryota, Metazoa, Chordata, Actinopteri, Salmoniformes, Salmonidae. Bases 396 to 1808 code for a protein of 470 amino acids. The record is from RefSeq and is a predicted model, not a curated record. Gene Ontology annotation, cellular component: cell surface; lysosomal membrane; neuronal cell body. The transcript has 11 exons. Gene Ontology annotation, molecular function: cadherin binding; aspartic endopeptidase activity, intramembrane cleaving; beta-catenin binding.
UGGGAUAAGUUAUUUCCUCUAGUUAGAAACUUCCUUAAAACUACACACAGAGACAUAACAAAUGUAUCUACGAGUUUGACUCUGGGGAAGUGGACAAAAAAAGCUUAAUUGCCAAAAUCCCGAUUCCCGAAGUAUUCCUUUAUUAAGGGUUCGGGUUUUGUAUAUGAACUUCUCAAACAUCCCAGAUAGCACUGACCAUAGGGGAAAGUACAGGAGCCUAAUGGUGUCUUGAACAUAGAAAGGAACGACAAGGAAGACAAUUGCCGGGUUUCAACGCAGAAUUUCAACCUUUUUCUUUGAAAUUAAAUCAUUGAAGCAAGGAAGUACCGCCUUGUGAUAGUAGGCAAAACUGAACGACUUGGCUUGUAUGUGAGGGCGAGGCUGUUCUGUCAACCAUGGCCAACAAUGUGGAGGAUAUCGAGGACAACGUGGCGACUGAGGCCCCAGUACCAACCCAGAACCAGCACCCUGAGCCUGGGGUGACGGGGGUACGGUCCAGGGGUGGAGGGGGUGGUCCAGGGGCGGAACAGAACGGACAGGCACCCCCACAACGCCCCCACCAGGUGGUUGAGAGUGAGGAAGACGAAGAUGAGGAGCUGACGCUGAAGUACGGGGCCAAACACGUCAUCAUGCUGUUCGUCCCCGUCACGCUCUGCAUGGUGGUCGUCGUGGCAACCAUCAAGUCCGUCAGCUUCUACACCCAGAACGAUGGACAGAGGCUGAUAUACACCCCGUUCCCCGAGGACACAGACACAAUAGGGCAGCGAGCCCUCAACUCAGUCCUCAACGCCACCAUCAUGAUCAGUGUCAUCAUAGUCAUGACCAUGGUGCUGGUGCUACUAUACAAGUACCGCUGCUACAGGGUGAUCCAAGGCUGGCUGUUCCUCUCCUCUCUCCUCCUUCUGUUCUUCUUCUCCUUCAUAUACCUCAAAGAAGUGUUCAAGACGUACAACGUGGCGAUGGACUGGAUCACCCUGGCUGUGAUCGUCUGGAACUUCGGGGUGGUUGGCAUGAUCUGUAUCCAUUGGAAGGGUCCUCUCCGUCUGCAGCAGGCCUACCUCAUCAUGAUCUCUGCUCUCAUGGCUCUGGUCUUCAUCAAGUACCUUCCCGAGUGGACCGCCUGGCUCAUCCUGGCUGUUAUAUCUGUGUAUGAUCUCUUGGCGGUGCUGUGCCCCAAAGGUCCUCUACGUAUCCUAGUGGAGACGGCUCAGGAGAGGAACGAACCCAUCUUCCCAGCUCUCAUCUACUCCUCGACCAUGGUGUGGCUUGUCAACAUGGCAGACACUGGCCUCGGACACAGACCAAUGACCAGGAAGAACUCAACAGAGGCCCCCAUCACUCAAGUUGAGAGUCAAUCCCUGGCUCUGGGCCCGGCCCCUCUCAGCCCCCCGGAGGAUGACGGAGGGUUCACCCCUAACUGGAUGGGGCAUCAGGAGCAUCAGCUGGGACCCCUUCAGUCUACGGACGAGACCCGACGGGAGAUCCAACAACUCCCCUCUGCCAGACCCGUAAUGGACGACGAUGAUGAGGAGAGGGGGGUGAAGCUGGGUCUAGGAGACUUCAUCUUCUACAGCAUGCUGGUGGGGAAGGCCUCCGCUGCAGCUAGUGGAGACUGGAACACUACUCUGGCCAGCUUCGUAGCCAUACUCAUCGGCCUGUGUUUAACUCUUCUUCUCCUGGCCAUCUUCAAGAAGGCCCUCCCGGCCCUCCCCAUCUCCAUCUUCUUUGGCUUGGUGUUCUACUUUGCUACAGACAACCUGGUCAGACCCUUUAUGGACCAGCUGGCUCUGCACCAGUUCUACAUUUAGCAGGAUGUUCCCCUUGCUCUCGCCACCCCCACGGGAGCUGCCAUCAUCAACACCAGGGGUGUAUUCAUUAGUGCACAACAUAGCGAAACGUUUUUGCAAUGAAAACAUGUUUAUUUUUUCCCCCCCGACCAAAUCAGGUAGGUUCCCUCCUCCUCCGUUUUCGUCCUGUUUUGUUGUGCCACAGUUCAACCUCUAACAAGGGGACCAGAGGCGUCUCCGGUCCGGUCCCCUGAAUGAAGUUGAUGGUAGUUUUUGAUCUGCCUUUUUGUUUCUGGGCGGGGCGGUGAGGCGGGGGGGG